AUGAUAUUGUGCACGGUAUUCUCCAUGCUCCUUGCUGUUCUUGUUACACCAAUACCUUCAAGUUCAACAACAGCAACGUCAGCAACAACGACAACAUCAUCAUCAGCAACAAUAACAACAACAACAAGGCCCACAACAACAACGACUAGCAGCAAAAAAUACUACAAUAACUUAAUCGACGAACUGCUUGCCGACCACAACAGCUCGGGCAUUUAUUUAUCGCUUGAUAACAAAACCGGAAUUGAAUAUUACAAUAACUUUAUCAACGAACUGCUCAGCAACAGCAGCUCAGGCAUUGACUUGCUCCUUAGCAGUGAUGAUCCCAGUGCGGUCGUUGCGCUUGAGACCAAUCACUCUCACGUCGAAUUACAGCUGGAAAUAAGUGAUUCUCACAGUGAAGUAUUGUUGGACAUUGACGGUCAUAACAGACUGGUGUUCAAGGCUGGUGAUCCAAAAACCAAUUUAUUGCUAGGAAGUGGUGUUCGCUAUAUUGACUUAUGGUUCGGGAGAAACUUCAAUAACAAUAACUACAACAAUAACAGCAAUAUGGAAUACUACAACAACUUUAUUGAUGAGCUGAUUAGUGGCAACGCAAGACCCACAACAACAACGACUAGCAGCAAAAAAUACUACAAUAACUUAAUCGACGAACUGAUUGCCGACCACAGCAGCUCGGGCAUUUAUUUAUCGCUUGAUGACAAAACCGGGAUUGCGUAUUACAAUAACUUAAUCAACGAACUGCUCAGCAACAGUAGCUCAGACAUCGACUUGUUGCUUAGCAGUGAUGAUCCCGAUGUGGUCGUUCCGCUUGAGACCAAUCACUCGCACGUCGAAUUACAGCUGGAAAUAAGUGAUCCUCACAGUGAAAUAUUGUUGGAGAUUGACGGUCAUAACAGAAUGAUGUUCAAGGCUGGUGAUCCAAACACCAAUUUAUUGCUAGGAAGCGGUGUUCGCAACAUUGAUUUAUGGUUCGGGAGAAACUGCAGUAACAAAAACAACAGCAAUAAUAGCAGUAUCGAAUACUAUAACAACUUAAUUGAUGAGCUGAUUAGUGGCAACGGUACUGAUAACAGCUUGAUCAAUUUGCUAAUAAGUAAAUACGGCGUGCCAUACACCACCUACCUAAUCAGCGGGCUAAGAAAUGGUAACGGUACUGAAUACUACAACAACUUGAUCAACGCUUUGCUUAGUGUGAACGGCACUAAUUACCGCAACAACUUGAUCGAUUUACCGAUGGGAAGCAGAAACUGCUCAAACAACAGAAGCGGCUUUGUGUACGGUAAUUUAAUCAGUAGUUAA
Messenger RNA from Gongylonema pulchrum, 1299 nucleotides. The record is from the annotation of a GenBank genome assembly. Lineage: Eukaryota; Metazoa; Nematoda; Chromadorea; Rhabditida; Gongylonematidae.